Meleagris gallopavo (turkey) is the source of this 1384-nucleotide messenger RNA. NCBI's taxonomy places the organism in Eukaryota, Metazoa, Chordata, Aves, Galliformes, Phasianidae. The record is from RefSeq and is a predicted model, not a curated record.
AUGCGAGCGCACAUCGCCUCGAACGCGGCAUUUAAUUCCGAGGAGCGCACCGAGCGGCCCGCGAUUGCUCGCUGCUUCGGCCCGCACGGCACUGCUUCGCUCCGCGGCGGCCGCAGGAAUUUCGCCUUCGGUGCGGUGCGCUCGGAGCGGGCGGGCAAACGGGAGCGGCAGCCACGGCACAGCCGUUCGUUGCUCGGAAUUCAGCGGCACUCGGUAACGGUUCGGGCUUCCGAUCAAAUUCAUACUAACGAUAAUAACAAUAACAAAUCUACGUUCGAUUCGCUCCAGACGCCGUAUUUCCAGUAUAGGCGUAGGGAUCGGAUUAUCAGAACCAAAGUUCAGCAACCUUUCCACCCAACACCAGACGGGAGCGGGACAGGUGUGGCUGCGCCAGGACAUACUAUCGUGCCCAGCACAGCAUCCCCUCCCGUCUCCAGUGCCUCCAAUGAUCCAGUGGGCUCUUACUCCAUUAACGGGAUCCUGGGGAUUCCUCGGUCGAAUGGCGAGAAGAGGAAACGUGAUGAAGAUGUAUCCGAGGGCUCCGUUCCCAACGGAGACUCCCAGAGCAGCGUGGACAGUUUGCGGAAGCACCUUCGUGGCGACACUUUCACCCAGCAGCAGCUGGAAGCUUUAGAUCGAGUUUUUGAGCGUCCUUCUUACCCUGACGUCUUUCAAACAUCAGAGCACAUCAAAUCUGAGCAGGGUAAUGAGUACUCCCUCCCAGCUCUGACCCCUGGUCUCGAUGAAGUCAAAUCAAGUCUAUCCACCUCUGCUAACCCAGACCUGGGGACAAAUGUGUCAGGACCCCAGACGUACCCUGUGGUGACCGAAAACCUCUCCUCUCCCCUCAGUAUAAAGCAAGAGCCUCAUGGAGCCUCUCUCACCCCUUUCACCCCCACCACGCCGGUCGGCUCUGGGCAGGCUGAGCUUCAGCCCUUCCACAUGACCCUUUCAGACGAUGCGUCCACGCCUUGCUACAGUGCCUUCCUUCAUCAUGGUGCCCACUUUGGGCAGUCCAGCAGCCAGCCUCUGAUAGCAGGUCGUGAUAUGGCAAGCACCACCUUGCCUGGCUACCCACCCCAUGUUCCCCCAACUGGACAAGGCAGCUACCCAACCUCAACUCUGGCAGGAAUGGUUCCUGGGAGCGAGUUCUCAGGGAACCCCUACAGCCACCCUCAGUACACAACCUACAAUGAGGCCUGGCGAUUCAGCAACCCUGCAUUACUAAGUUCCCCUUAUUAUUAUAGUGCCACAUCCCGGGGCUCCGCACCUCCCACUGCUGCCGCUGCCUAUGACCGCCACUAGCUACCAUGGAAACCACAUGAAACUGCAGGGUGACAGCUUAGGCCUCCAUAUUGUACCUGUCUGACCCAUCCCUCCACCC